Messenger RNA from Thlaspi arvense, 1570 nucleotides. NCBI's taxonomy places the organism in Eukaryota, Viridiplantae, Streptophyta, Magnoliopsida, Brassicales, Brassicaceae. The record is from the annotation of a GenBank genome assembly.
CGUGAAGUUGCCCACAAAAACAAAACAAAACAAAAAAAAGAUAAACGUUAAGCUUUCAAGCUCUAUAAAUUCCGCAGUAUAAUAGGCCGAGGUAUUCUCUUUGUAUGAGCUGUUUAUACCUCUUUUCCAUUCAUUCUGCUUAUAUAUUGAGAGCGAGGGAGAGAGGGAGAGGAAGAGAGGGUGAGAGGGAGAGAGAGUGUGAAAAUGGUGGGGCAGUGGAGGGAAGAAGAUGAUGAAGAGGUGGUGAUCAGAUGCUACGAUGAUCGUAGAGACAGAAGUGAAAUGGAGUGUGUGGAGAAAAGUUGUGAGAUUGGUCACGACCAAACUUCUCUCUUCACAGACACUUUAGGCGAUCCCAUAUGCAGAAUCCGGAACACUCCUCUAUUCACUAUGCUGGUGGCAGAAGUUGGGAACAAGCUGGUGGGUUCCAUACAAGGCUCAGUAAAACCAGUUGAGUUUGAUGAUAAGUCAGUGAAAGUAGGUUACGUUCUUGGUCUCAGAGUCGUGCCACCGUAUCGACGCCGUGGCAUUGGUUCGACUCUAGUAAGAAAGCUUGAGGAAUGGUUCGUGACUCACAAUGCUGACUAUGCUUACAUGGCCACCCAAAAGGACAAUGAGGCAUCUCUCGGUCUCUUCGUUGGAACACUUGGUUAUGUCGUCUUCAGAAACCCGGCAAUACUGGUCAAUCCGGUUAACCCUUAUCGGUCUUUGAAACUGCCUUCUGAUAUCGGAAUAAGGAAGCUAAAGGUGAAAGAAGCUGUGUCAUGGUACCGGAAACACGUGGCAUCAACGGCAGAUUUUUUCCCGGGCGACAUAAACAGAAUCUUGCGGAACAAGUUAAGUAUCGGGACAUGGGUGGCUAAUUACAACAAUGACGAUAACAUCAGAAGUUGGGCAAUACUUAGUGUGUGGGACAGUAGCAAAGUCUUCAAACUUAGGGUCGGAAAAGCUCCUUUGAGCUAUAUGCUUCUCACCAAAGUUUGCAACUUUCUUGGUAGAUUCUUGACGUUCAUUGGAUUAACGGCGUUACCUGAUCUGUUUACUCCGUUUGGGUUCUAUUUCCUCUACGGGGUUCACGCUGAAGGUCCGUUGCGUGGGAAACUCGUUAAGGCUCUAUGCGAGCACGUUCAUAAUAUGGCUGCGUCAAAUGAUGGUGGCGCGUGUAAACUCGUGGUGGUAGAGGUCGACGGAGAAAGUAACGUCCAUGAUGAUUCUCUGAUGAGAUGUGUUCCGCAUUGGAAAAUGCUUUCGUGUGAAGACGACACAUGGUGCAUCAAACCGUUGAAAUGCACGGAGAAGAUGACUAGUUUCAGUGAAAUUACCAAAGUGUCAUCGCGGUCUCUCUUUGUGGAUCCAAGAGAUGUGUAGCUAAGCUAGCUAAGAAAAUUGAUUGCUUGUUUAACUGAUCAUUUAUCGAAAUUUAUCUCGUAAGGAUAUUGAUAUAUAGGAUUAUUAAAGAGAUGAUGCAACUCCGUGACUGUGUUUAGUGAAAAUUUGAUUUUUGGCUUUGAUAAUUCUCACCUUUUUUUUUGUUUUGAUUCUGUUAAUGUUCCUUUACUUUAAUGAAGAC